Micropterus dolomieu (smallmouth bass) is the source of this 2430-nucleotide messenger RNA. It is a transcript of the gene zic3, whose product is annotated as zic family member 3 heterotaxy 1 (odd-paired homolog, Drosophila). Gene Ontology annotation, molecular function: RNA polymerase II cis-regulatory region sequence-specific DNA binding; DNA-binding transcription factor activity, RNA polymerase II-specific. The transcript is spliced from 3 exons. Gene Ontology annotation, biological process: central nervous system development; regulation of transcription by RNA polymerase II. Gene Ontology annotation, cellular component: nucleus. The coding region runs from base 243 to 1580 and encodes 445 amino acids. Lineage: Eukaryota; Metazoa; Chordata; Actinopteri; Centrarchiformes; Centrarchidae. The record is from RefSeq and is a predicted model, not a curated record.
UCAUCCGCCUGGAAAGGGGGGGAAGUUUGAUCCUCUUUCUCACGGAACGUGGUCAUCGGGAGUUUUUUUCUCCCUACUCUUUACGCAUAGGACUUUCCCCCGUUUUGGCUUGGUGUGUUUUUAUGUUAGGGCUUUUCGCUAAACGUGGUAAAUCUCGGCGCAGUGUCUGCAGCUUGCGCGCUCCGCUAAACUGGAUUUUAAUUUUCUUUUUCCUACCCGUCUCCUAAGUUUGCUUCAAGCUCAUGACUAUGCUUCUUGAUAGCGGUCCGCAAUUUGCAUCGUUAGGAGUGGGGGGUUUCGGGACACCGCGGCAUCACGAAAUCGGGAACAGAGACCCGGGUCUGGGACUGAAUCCCUUCACCGAUUCCUCCCACUCCGCAGCUUUCAAAAUCAGCCCCGUGGCUCACGAUAUCGCCUCCAGCCAGACAUCAGCUUUCACCCCGCAAGCCACUGGAUAUGCAGCUGCGCUGGGGCACACUCAUGGCGGGCAGGUGGGCUCGUACGGUGGAGGAGCGUUCAAUUCAACACGGGACUUUCUCUUCCGGAACCGGAGUGUUGGAGAGUCCACAGCGCCGAGCGCCCAGCAUGGGAUCUUUGCAGCUUCGGCAGGAAGCCUCCACGGUCCGCCCGGGAUCACCGAUAACCCCGGACAUCUGUUGUUUCCAGGACUUCACGACCAGGGGGUGAGCCACACUUCACCGAGCGGACAUGUAGUUAACAGCCAAAUGCAUCUUGGCUUACGCGGGGACAUUUUCGGAAGACCUGAUCCGUAUCGUCCGGUCGCAAGCCCUCGGACGGACCCCUACGGGGCUCAACUCCACAACUACAGCCACCCUAUCAACAUGAACAUGGGGAUGAAUGUGCCGACACACCACGGUCCGGGGGCCUUCUUUAGAUACAUGAGGCAGCCGAUUAAACAAGAAUUAUCCUGCAAGUGGAUAGACGAGAACCAGAUGAACAGACCCAAAAAGACUUGCGAUAGGACUUUCAGCACCAUGCACGAGAUGGUCACUCAUGUGUCCAUGGAGCACGUCGGCGGCCCCGAGCAGAGCAACCACAUCUGCUACUGGGAGGACUGCCCGAGAGAAGGGAAAUCUUUUAAGGCCAAGUACAAACUCGUCAACCACAUCCGUGUGCACACGGGCGAGAAACCGUUCCCAUGCCCAUUCCCCGGAUGUGGGAAAAUAUUCGCCAGGUCGGAAAAUUUGAAAAUCCACAAAAGAACACAUACAGGUGAGAAGCCGUUUAAGUGUGAAUUUGAUGGCUGUGACAGACGCUUCGCCAACAGCAGCGACAGGAAAAAGCACAUGCAUGUGCACACAUCAGACAAGCCAUACAUCUGCAAAGUGUGCGACAAGUCAUAUACACACCCCAGCUCUCUCAGGAAACACAUGAAGGUACAUGAGUCUCAAGGAUCUGAAUCGUCUCCAGCAGCAAGCUCUGGAUACGAGUCGUCCACACCGCCAGUGCUGGUCUCAGCCAACACAGAAGACCCGACAAAAACACCGCCGUUAGCCGUACAAAACACGUCUGGCCACAGCGAAGGACUGGCACCAAACUUUAAUGAAUGGUACGUUUGAAGUUAAAAGACCAAACCAUCUCUCAAUGUGGACCACAGGGAUGAGGAUACAUGAGGAUAAAAACCUUGAAAACUAUUCCUGCUCACUUUAUACACACACACACACAGACACACACACACACACACACACACACACGUACACAAAUGGGAUUGGGACGACAACAACAACAGGAGAUGAGAGCAAAAGCCAGCACCAAGCAGGCCACGUCCGUUCUCAGGAUCAGAAAUUUGACUUUUAUUCCGCAGAUUUGAGGAAAUCAAAUAAAUCACGGAUAAAUAAACGUAAUACUUUCUCAGUAUAAAUACAUGUUUUUUUAUCUUUUAUUUUACAGAUUUCAGAAAAAAAUUGUUUUAUUUUUCAUUUUAUGUAUUUUCUCAAAUUUUUAUUUAAAAAAAAGAAUAAAAAGGAAGAUUAUUUCACGCUGUUUUAUAUGACGGUGACGCCUAUUGUCGCCUCUUCAAUUGAUUGUUGGAACUUCAAACAGUCUUAAGAAACGUGCCAAAGUCUUUGUCAUGAACUUGAACACAGAAAAAAAUCCUAAAUAAAUAUUAUACUCGUGAAUGUAUUUCCUUGUUUGAUGGGGUCGAAUCUAUUGUCAACGUCCGUUUUCAGGUGGAGAAAUGUGGUAUUAGGUUACGAUUGUUACCGUUGAAUAUAACGUUGCCUUUUGUUAAUACCGUUGUAAAUACAUAUCCAUGAUGCCAUAUUUAUCAAUUUGUAAUUUAAUUAUGGGUAUAAGUUCUGAAACUUAAAUGAUAUUUAUGGAAAUGUUUUCUAACAAGAACUGUACAGUUUUGGUCAUAACCAGCUUAACAUUGAACAAAUGAUAAACUCUAAAGCUCCAACAUCA